CUCUUGAGUUCACAUUGAUUCGUCAGUUUUGCGAUCAUUCAGCAUCAUGCCUGAACCAGCCAAGUCCGCGCCUAAGAAGGGCUCCAAGAAGGCCGUCACGAAGACCGCCGGUAAGGGAGGAAAGAAGCGCAGAAAGUCCAGGAAGGAGAGCUACGCCAUCUACGUGUACAAAGUGCUGAAGCAGGUUCAUCCUGACACCGGCAUCUCCUCCAAGGCGAUGGGCAUCAUGAACUCUUUCGUCAACGACAUCUUCGAGCGCAUCGCCGGUGAGGCGUCUCGUCUCGCUCACUACAACAAGCGCUCCACCAUCACGUCGAGAGAGAUCCAGACCGCCGUGCGUCUGCUGCUGCCCGGUGAGCUGGCCAAACACGCCGUGUCUGAGGGCACCAAGGCCGUCACCAAGUACACCAGCUCCAAGUAGAGUCCCCGAGACUCU
Messenger RNA from Ctenopharyngodon idella (grass carp), 436 nucleotides. Its product is annotated as histone H2B-like. The record is from RefSeq and is a predicted model, not a curated record. Gene Ontology annotation, molecular function: DNA binding; structural constituent of chromatin; protein heterodimerization activity. The transcript has a single exon. Gene Ontology annotation, cellular component: nucleosome. Bases 47 to 421 code for a protein of 124 amino acids. NCBI's taxonomy places the organism in Eukaryota, Metazoa, Chordata, Actinopteri, Cypriniformes, Xenocyprididae.